AUGGCCCCAUACAACAGCCACUACGGCACUCGUUACGAUCCUGUAGGCAGUCAAUACAAUCAGCAACACCACCAGAAUUACUACACCCCAACCUCUCAGCAGCCUGCGACCCAGCAGCGACAGGCCACCCAAACUCCGCAGUCACAGCCUUCUGCUCCUCCUGGAUAUCAGCAAUCCUACACUGCAGGCUACUCGAACCAGCCAUACUACAACUACCAGUCAACAGAGAGUCGUGCUGCCGAGACCCUGAGCCACCUGAGUGCACAGGAACAUACAUCCACUUCCAACCGCCAAUACGAUACGAACUCUCGCUCAGACUCCUCAUGGAAUACAUCCGAUCGACGAGCCGCCAAUCCCUCUCCUCUCUAUCAGCAAGAACAGCGGUCAGCUAGCAACACUGCCACUUAUAGCCCCGCGCAGUCCUAUUCUCAGCCCACAUCGAACGCUGGCACAUAUUCAUACUCUUCAUAUACCCAGUCAGAACAGCCGAGAGCUCAGACGACCACAUCAAACCAACCCACAUCCUACGACUACUCUGCUUCCAGCUUUCGCCCAGCCAGUCCCUACUCUGCUCGCCAACAGCAACAACAGCCAAGUGGUCCUCGAUCUAGCGUAUCCUCCGUCGCCUCGACAAACCCUCGCGACCAUCACUUGACGACAGCCGCAUCACAUACCUCCGCUAACGUCGGCCAACCGCGUGCCCCAAGUGUCACUCCAAGCUCCGUUCACCAACGAGCUAGUUCUGGAUACGCCCGUCAGUCAAACCCUCCGGAUCAAGGCUACGGUCCUGGACCUAUUACUGUAGAUCCUGUUGCAGUCUACGAUCCUUGGCCAGAGCAGCAGCGCAAAUUAGCCGAAGCACGCAAGAAGGCUGAAGCUGAAGAGAAGCGACGAGCAGAGGAAGAGGCUAGAAUCAAGGCAGAGGAAGAAGCAAAACGCAAGGCUGAAGAGGAAGUAAAGCGAAAAGCAGAAGAAGAAGCGAGGGAAAAAGCAGAAGAGGAAGCUCGCAAGAAGGCAGAGGAGGAAGCUAAACGAGGGGCUGAAGAGGAGGCCAAACGAAAAGUAGAGGAAGAAGUGAAGCGCAAGGUUGAAGAAGAGCGGAAAGCUGCGGAGAAGCGCAAGGAAGAGGCCAAGAGACAGGAGAGUCUGCGCCUUUCGCGAGAGCUUGCAAACCAGGAAGAAGCGAAGCGAAGGCAAUAUCAGCAACAUAUGGCGUCUCAGCAGCGUCCCACGAACGACCCUUCUGCGGAAACCACAGUCCAGGCUACUGGACAUAGGAUGAUGGCUGCUGCUAUGGCAGACGCAAACUCUGGCGGCGGCAAUAGCGGUGAUCUUGAAACCGAGAUGGCUGCUAUUUUCAGAAAGAUGCGUGAUCUCAACCAGGCUGAUCCACAAAUGUUUGCACGUAUGUGGGAAAGCGAGAGGCAGGCUCAUCUGAGUAAAUCCCAAGGCAACACUCCAGCUCCAGCUGCAGCUCAAGCUCCCGCACAACGACCACAGGGCCCUGCUCGACCUGUGUUUACACCUGCGCAAAAUCAGGCACCCCAAGCUCCUAUGGUCUCUGCUCCUCCUGCUCCGCCAUCUGUUGCUGUUCCUCAGCCUGCUACUGCUGGGCCUAGUAAUCCCCAGGCAAACACUCGUAAGCAAGUGGCUGUGCCUCCACCUCCCGGGGGUCCUAACGCUAUCUGGCCUCCUGGCAAGAAGGCAACAUUGGCCGAGACUGCUACAAGGUGGUUGAAUGCGAGAAAGGAGAAUGUCAAUAAGCUGGUCUCGGUCGAAGCAAUUCAUGCAUUACUUGCACCAAAUCCUUCAUACAUGACUCUUUGCGAAAGUCUUGAGCGCAUGGGUUUGUAUGUUGACCGAGCUCAGUUUGCUCGUGCUUUGUUGUCGGUCGUUCCUGAUUCUGCAAAAGCGAACCAGAACAAGCCGGCAUCUCCUGCUUUACCGCCAGCACAACCUCCAGCAGCUGCAGCUCCUCCACCUCAGCCUUCAACUCAGUCUGCACAAGCCACACCACAGUCUGUGCCGGCAGCAAAGAAGCAUCCUAACAUUGGCAAGUUUCCAGGACAACGAGGUCGACCCAGUCGUGCUGCAUUGGCCAAUCUUCAAGAACGAUCGAACGUUGUUGAUCUGACCGGCCGCGACUCUGUACCUCCAGCUGCUCCCCCUGUCUCGCAACCAUACUUUUCUGGAGCGCAUUCUGUUGACGCGCCAACUGUAAACUACCAAUCACAGUGGGCUCCUGUGGAUGGUGCUCCAGUCUACUCGACAUCAUACACACCACCUCAACCUCAGCAUCAGCCACCGCGCCAACAAAAUCAACAGCAGCAGCAACAACGAGCAGUGAUACAGAAUCUUCAGAAUCAGCAUAGCAAGUACUCUAGUCCAUACUUCCAGCAACCCAGCCAAGCACCCAACAUUGCAAGACCAACGCCUCCAGCAGUACCAAGACCGCCGCCAGCCAACAAGGGAGAGGCAGCUCGCAAGCGCAACUUUGACGAACUUGUGGAUAUGUCAGCAAUGAACUCUGACUCUGAUGAGGAUAUGCCUUCAGCAAAGCAGGCCAACACUGGACAAUACGAUAUGAACAUGGCUUCGGAACACGUCAAUCAUGCUCAUAGCAAUGGUCACUUCAAUCCUGUUGUGCCUCAAAUCCAGCAGUACUACUUCAAUGGCCAAUACUGGCCCACUAAUCCUGUACCCUCCAAUGCUGCCACUGCUGCACGUCCCAUGAUCGUCAGCAAACACAUGGAACUCAGGAAUCAAGUUCUGGUCGAACCUAUCAGACGUGCUAAGGUUGCACGCAAGUCUAGAUAUGAUCCACGAACAAUCUGUAGAGAUGUUCUUCUAGCGACAGGACGUCAUCCAGACAUGCGACCCUUGAAUCAACAUCUCAACGUAAUGCACAACUUCCUCAAGCUGCAUUCCAAGGAUGUCGAACAGGACAAGUUUGAUCUUGACACGAUUCGCUGGGAUAUCAUUGAUCCUGGUGAGCCAAUAGUUGAGCCAGUUGAACCUGCAGAGGCAGACAGAGAGUCUACAGCGGAAGCGGAGACAAUUGAGAGGGCCGCAACAGAUGCUGACGACGAAGGUGGAAGUGAAGACGAAGGUCUCACUUCUGAUGUCGCUCCUCCCAUCACUGCCACUAACGGAGCUUCCACAAGUGAAAACACACCAGCUCCUUCAACAUCUCGCCACGCAUCAACCAGCCAACUCGUCGCUGUAGAGAUCGAGACGAAAAAAGGCAACCAGGGCCGCAUGAGGAAACCAUUCCCUAAGGCCAAGUCUGGACGACCUCGCAAGAGCCUUGCCGUCACUUCGAGUGAAGUUGGCAACGGAAAAUCUCCGGCUAAACCCGCGGCUCGCCGACAUACCGACCUUCAUCAACGCGCGCCAUCGUCCAUCGCGACUGAUACACCUCGUGAACAACAAACACAAAACAUGUCGUCAACACCGAUUCCAGACAAGCCGGUUGGCUAUACAGCGUUCCGCUCACAAGUCACCGAGUAUGAUGAGAAUGGUAAUCCGAUCAAGAGAAAAGGUCGCCCUGUCGGUUGGCGCAAGAGCAUCCAUAGUAAGGCGGCACUUGCAGCAGCAGCAGGCGAGAGUGGUGACGGCACAAUUUCCAAGUCAUCAACAGCUCCGCGAACAUCUCGAGUUCAAGCCGCGCCAAGCUAUGCACUACCAAAGCAGCGUCGUAACAGACAGCCCAAACCUGUUGUCGAAGUCAAGGAGCCUCAAGUUGAGUUCAACGUGUACAAGUGCGAGUGGGAAGACUGCGGUGCGGAAUUGCACAACAUCGACACGCUUCGCAAACACGUGCUCAAACUUCACGGCAGAAAGACAGCAGAGGGCGAUUACGAAUGCGCAUGGUUCGGAUGCUUCCAAGAAGACGAGGUGACUGCUUUUGACGAUAUGGCUCAAUGGAUGGAGCACAUGGAAUCACAGCACGUCAAGCCGAUCUCACGUACUCUGGGUGACGGACCUCGCUCAGGACUAUCAGACCGGUACUCUGAACGGUCAGAUGCAUAUCUUUCCGACUCACACGGCAGGUUGGUGACGCCAAUCAUCUCGAUGGCACCACCGAAACAAGGAACAAAGGAGUGGGCAGCACAGCAAGAAGCAGAAGCAGCAGCCAGAAGACUUAGCAACCUCACUGGAUCUCGGCUGAACGAUGAGAAGUUGCUGCAGCAAAUGGAGGAGAAGAAACGAAUCGUUGGACCAGCAUUGACAAAGGCAGGAAGCGUUUUGUUUACCGAAGAGUUCAAACGCAACUUUCUUGACGACGAAGACUUUUUUGAGUUUGUGGAUCCUAAUGAGGAUGGCCCUGCUUACCCACCCGAAUAG
This is a messenger RNA of Aureobasidium melanogenum CBS 110374, 4347 nucleotides long. RefSeq lists its product as uncharacterized. The coding region runs from base 1 to 4347 and encodes 1448 amino acids. The record is from RefSeq and is a predicted model, not a curated record. Lineage: Eukaryota; Fungi; Ascomycota; Dothideomycetes; Dothideales; Saccotheciaceae. The transcript has 2 exons.